AAAGGCUGAGACUGUCCUCCAUGUUUCAUAAGUAUUGACAUUACAUUUUUCAGCCAUGCAUCCACAGAGUUUGGCUGAGGAGGAGAUCAAAUCAGAGUCUGAUGUGGUUGAGGCGAUGGAGGUGUCAGCACCACCCAAAGUUCCUGAUCUAGGAUCAACAGAAGGAGCACUUGCUGCUCAAAAGCGGAAAGCCCCCAGUCCCUCUCACUCCUCUAAUGGCCAUUCGCCUUCAGACACAUCACCUAGUUGUGCCAAGAAGAAAAAGAGACCUGGACUAGUCAACAACAGUAACAAAGAUCAGCAUGAGCUAAGACAUGGUCCCUUUUACUAUGUCAAGCAGCCUGCACUCACCGCAGACCCUGUUGAUGUUGUGCCACAGGAUGGAAGGAACGACUUCUACUGCUGGAUGUGCCAUCGCGAAGGCCAGGUGCUCUGCUGUGAGCUCUGCCCACGUGUUUACCACGCCAAGUGCCUCAAACUGGCUGCAGAGCCUGAAGGCGACUGGUUCUGUCCUGAGUGUGAGAAAAUAACAGUUGCAGAAUGUAUCGAGACUCAAAGCAAAGCUAUGACCAUGCUGAAUCUGGAACAGCUGUCCUACCUGCUGAAGUUUGCGCUGCAGAAAAUGAAACAGCCAGGGACAGAGCCGUUUCAGAAACCAGUCUCUUUGGAGCAGCAUCCAGACUAUGCAGAGUACAUCUUCCACCCAAUGGACUUGUGUACCUUAGAGAAGAAUAUCAAAAAGAAGAUGUAUGGCUGCACCGAGGCUUUUUUGGCGGAUGUGAAAUGGAUUCUACAUAAUUGUAUUAUUUACAAUGGAGGGAACCAUAAAUUGACUGCCACAGCAAAAGUUAUUGUCAAGAUUUGCGAGCAUGAAAUGAAUGAAAUUGAAGUUUGCCCAGAGUGUUACCUGUCAGCUUGCCAAAAAAGAGACAACUGGUUCUGUGAACCUUGUUCUCAGCCCCAUCCACUGGUCUGGGCUAAACUGAAAGGAUUUCCUUUCUGGCCUGCUAAAGCUCUGAGGGAAAAAGAUGGCCAGGUAGAUGCUCGCUUUUUUGGCCAGCAUGACAGAGCCUGGGUGCCCAAUAACAACUGCUAUCUAAUGUCAAAAGAGAUUCCAUUCUCUGUGAAGAAAACUAAAAGCAUAUUCAACAAUGCCAUGCAGGAGAUGGAGGUCUAUGUAGAAAACAUGCGCAAAAAACAUGGCGUCUUUAACUAUGCCCCCUUCAGGACACCCUACACACCCAACAACCAGUUCCAAAUGCUGUUGGACCCUAGCAAUCCCAAAAAAGGCACAGCCACACUGGAAAAGCAGGAUAAAAUCAAAUUCAACUUCGAUAUGACUGCGUCUCCCAACAUGUUCCUGGGAAAGAGUGUGGCAGGGCCAGGACAUCGUAUGACAGACAUGCCCAGGUCUCCAAUGAGCACUAAUUCCUCAGUCCACACCGGGUCAGACCUUGAACAGGAUUCAUCAGAUCGAGGAACAAAAAUGCUAUCUACUCACCACAGUGCAGGGGAGGAUUCUAUGGAUUGUACAGCAUCCCCUGCAUGUCCGAAGACAACAGGCAGCCCAAAGCCUGUCCUACCAACACCUCCCAAACAGGAGAAGACCCAGGCCACUGCCAGCAUCCUCAACCUUAAUCUUGACCGCAUUAAAGCAGAAAUGGACCUAAAAGAGCUGAGUGAAACAGUACAGCAGCAGCAACAGCAGCAAGGGACUGCUGUACUUUUCACCUCUCCAAAGAAACCCACCAGAAGUUUGGAUAAGACCAUAGAAAGCUGCAAAGCUCAGCUAGGCAUUAAUGAAAUCUCAGAGGACGUAGAUCACAGUUACUCUGAUGAGUCUGACAAGUCUGACUCCAGUGACAGCGAAUAUGCAAGCGAAGAGGAGCAGGAGGCGAAGAACACUGUAAAGAGUGAAGAUCACGAGUUUAAAAAUAAAAAGAGACCCAAAACUCCAGCCUCACAACCACACAACAAUAAAGGCCUGCCUGAAAGUAACACAGACAGAACAGCCUCUGAACCUCCACCGAAAAAGAAAGCUGGUGGUGUUUUGGAGAAGGAUUCUCAAGAGAAACCCAAGGGUACCCAACAACAGCACCAGAAAGAAAAAAACCCAGCUGGGCAGAAGGGAAAAGCUGGAGGUCACGAUGCUGACUCAGACUCUGAGAGAGAGCUCGUGAUUGACCUUGGUGAGGAGCAAGGAGGACGAGACAAGAGGAAACCAAAGAGAGAGAUAGCAUCCAGCUCAGCAAUCAAAGACACAGCAAGCGUUAAGUCUGAAGGAAAAGCUAUGGUCACCGCAUCAGCCUCUCAGUCAGUAGCCUCCUCUUCACCAUCCAAUUCCAGCACCAGAGAUUCAGCUCAACCGGUCAUAAAGCCUUCAAAUGCCACCUCUACCCAGUCAUCCACGUCCACUAGCAACACCUCUGUAACAACCACCCCCUCUGUUACAAACUCCUCCACCGUGGUGAAGAAACAGCGCCCUCUGCUGCCCAAGGAAACAGCACAGCUUGGCCAGACCGCCCUGGUUUGGAAUCAGGCUGGGAAUAAGGUCCAGGCAUCCUCUCCAAAACUGCAAGUGCAAAAGGGUCAGAAGCAACAGCCACAGCAACAAAGUGGGCAAACGGCCACACAGCCUCAGAGCCCUGUUACUUCUAAUAAUGCCAGCACCCGGUACCAGACCAGGCAAACGGCAAAAGCUGUCCAUCACAAGGACAGCUUGCCAGGAUCCUCUAGUUCAGUACUCGCUGCAGACUUUCUCACUCCUCCGGCUUCUGCUGACGUAGCUGCUGACAUUGCCAAGUACACCUCCAAAAUGAUGGAUGCAAUUAAAGGAACAAUGACAGAGAUAUAUAAUGACCUUUCAAAAAGCACAACAGGAAACACUAUUGCUGAGAUCCGGAGGUUAAGAAUAGAGAUAGAGAAACUCCAGUGGCUGCAUCAGCAGGAACUUUCAGAAAUGAAACAUAAUCUGGAACUAACGAUGGCAGAGAUGAGACAGAGUUUGGAACAGGAACGGGAGCGGCUAGUGUCUGAGGUAAAGAAGCAGAUGGAGGUGGAGAAACAGCAGGCCGUGGAUGAGACGAAAAAGAAGCAGUGGUGCGCCAACUGUAAGAAGGAGGCGAUUUUCUACUGCUGCUGGAACACUAGCUACUGCGAUUACCCCUGCCAGCAGGCGCACUGGCCUGAACACAUGAAAUCCUGCACACAAUCAGCCACAGCAUCUCAGCAGGAGCCUGAAGAGGAGGCCUCUGCAGCUGCAGCAACUAAAAAUUUAGGACAAUCACCGAAAGACCAAAAUUCACUCCCUGUCAACAAAAGCUCACCAACACAAAAAAACUCUCCACCCACCACUGAGAACACUAAAGCAAGCACCACUGUACCUGUUUCCUAACCAGAGAACUACAGACAUUCACCAGCAGAUUCCUCACAGGUUAUAGACACAUUCAUCUUUAAAGAACUGCUGGGGGUUCUCUUCUUUUUACUACAUUGACUUGUAAAACAAACAGUUCUGUACAGUCCAGUUUACUACAUCUAAAGACAUAACCAGGCCCUUGAUGUUCCACGUGUACAAUUUUGACAGUCAUUUUAUUUUUUGUUAAUCUCCAUAACAUUGUUUUGUACAAAGCUUAAAUCUUUCAUAUUAAAUAUGUAAAGGUCAUUACUGUUUUUACAUAUACAGUUGAGUUUUUAUAUCAUGUGAAGUAUGUGAAUUUGUCUAAUCAGUGACUUAAAGGUGACUCCAGAAAGGUAAAGCUUACUUUUAUAUUUUAUUAUGGAUGUUUUUAACAUGCUGGAUGUUUAAUAAUUCACACAAGGACUGAUUGUUUCCAGUGGUUUUCACUACAUCAAAAAAUCUAAUACUCUAUCUAAAAAUUUUAAUUGUUUUUCAUCCAGAAAAGCUUGCUUGAUUUUAAACAAAAACAGUUAUACAACCAACAGUAUAUUGUAAUUCAUUUCAGACUUGAUUUCUUG
This is a messenger RNA of Trichomycterus rosablanca, 3975 nucleotides long. RefSeq names its product protein kinase C binding protein 1, like (gene prkcbp1l). Gene Ontology annotation, cellular component: nucleus; cytoplasm. NCBI's taxonomy places the organism in Eukaryota, Metazoa, Chordata, Actinopteri, Siluriformes, Trichomycteridae. The transcript is spliced from 20 exons. Gene Ontology annotation, biological process: regulation of DNA-templated transcription. The record is from RefSeq and is a predicted model, not a curated record. Gene Ontology annotation, molecular function: protein binding; transcription corepressor activity. Bases 56 to 3394 code for a protein of 1112 amino acids.